Messenger RNA from Micropterus dolomieu (smallmouth bass), 1362 nucleotides. RefSeq names its product secreted phosphoprotein 1 (gene spp1). Gene Ontology annotation, biological process: ossification; cell adhesion. The record is from RefSeq and is a predicted model, not a curated record. Bases 140 to 1279 code for a protein of 379 amino acids. Lineage: Eukaryota; Metazoa; Chordata; Actinopteri; Centrarchiformes; Centrarchidae. The transcript has 8 exons.
UGAGCAGUGAACAACAUCCAGGGAAACCCGGGAGAUAAACUAAAGGCAAACCACGUCUGUCUGUUUCUGCUCCCCAUUCGGCAGCCGCUAAACUCCUGAAGCUUCCUCCGUCUGCAAACAAGACACCAAACUGUGAACAAUGAAAGUGGCCGUUGUUUUUGUUCUGCUCUUCGCCACAGUUCUCUGCCGGCCGGCGAGAAAACCUUCUGACAGCAGUUCAGAGAGCUCUGAGGAAGUGGUGAGACGACCAGCAGCUCAGCCCAUCAGGAAACAGGCAGCAGUGGUUCCUCAGACCCGUGCAGCACCUGUACAGAAUGUUGUAGCAGCAGCAGCAGCAGCAGGAGCUGCCGGCUCAGAUGAGAGCACAGAGAGUUCAGAUGAAGACAAGCAGGCAGCAGCAGAGGCUCCAGUAGAAGUAAGAUCUGACAGCACGGACACAGCUUUGUCCUCAGACACAGCCUCUGUCAACAGCAAGGACAAUGAAGACAGCAAUGAUGAUGAUGAUGAUGACGAUGAAGCAGAGGAGAGUGAGACCGAGGACAAUGAAUCCAGCGACAGCUCCGAGUCGGGCGAGUCCUCCACCCCUGCUCCCACCACGGCCAACCCUGUGGUCGUCACAGAUGGACCCGUGGCUGAAACCACUCCUGAUCCCAUCGUGCCUACCAUCGUCACCGACACGGACGAAGCCCGCGGUGACAACCUGGGAGGCUACCCCAGCGACUACAAGUCCAUUGUUUACGUGGAGGACAAAUCCUACCAGAAGGUUCCUGCUCCCUACAAGUCCUACGAGCUCGUCGGCACAGGAAAGAAGAUGGCCUAUGACAUGAAAGACGGCAAUGAGGUGGAGAAGUCACUGCAGGUGUACAAGGUACAGGCUCUUCAGGUCCACUCCGAUCUUCUGGAGGAGGACACCAGCACCCCCGAAGUGGAGAGCCAGGGCCUGGACACCUCCUCCGGCACCUCUCAGGACGUCAGUCCCCGCCAGGCAUCCCUCCCAGAGGAGGAGGAGAGCGCUAGCACAAGCGAUUCCACCAACAGUGAGAGCUCCAGCACUCCAGAGGAAGAGGAGGAGGAGGAGAGCACCAGCAGCACCAGUGACAGUACCAGCACCAGCGAGGAGUCAGAGGACGAGGAGAGCCAGAGCAGUGAGGAGGCCACAGCCACGCCCGGAGCAGCUGACAGCGAAUCAGAUGAGAGUGAUAGCACUGAGGGUGACUCAGAGGAGGGGGUGCAACCUGAGACCAUCACUGACAUGCCAGUGGUCAUCACUGCCAAAUAAGCCCCACCCAUCCAGGAAAUGGAGUGGUCAUGUCAGAGAGAUUCGUAUAAAGAGUGCAUGCUGCAUCCAGGUGCAACCCCCCC